Anthonomus grandis grandis is the source of this 2983-nucleotide messenger RNA. RefSeq names its product run domain Beclin-1-interacting and cysteine-rich domain-containing protein (gene Rubicon). Gene Ontology annotation, molecular function: phosphatidylinositol phosphate binding. The transcript has 10 exons. Bases 129 to 2780 code for a protein of 883 amino acids. Gene Ontology annotation, cellular component: intracellular membrane-bounded organelle. The record is from RefSeq and is a predicted model, not a curated record. Lineage: Eukaryota; Metazoa; Arthropoda; Insecta; Coleoptera; Curculionidae.
GUGUCAAAGUCAAAAGUUAUUUCUUACAUUCAAAACAAAAACAAACAUUAGCUCAUCUAACAUUAAAAUGUAAAAGAAUCUCUUUUAAUCAUAGUUUUUGUAAUUAGGAGGACUGACAAAUCAACAUCAUGUCAGAUCCAGCGAUUUACCAACAAUAUUUGGAAAGUUUAAAGGAUACUGUAGAAGGCCUAUUAGUCACCCAAGUGGCAAAUGUUUGGUCAAUAUAUGGAGGCCUUAACAGACUUUAUUUAUGUUUGGAAAAAAUAUUUAGACACGGAUGCAAAAACACUUCACAGGAAGGCUACUUUUAUAAUUUUAUUCAAGGAUUGGAGUGGCUGCAACCAGCUCCAAUAAAAUCCUACUUUUCAUUGGACUGUGAGUACCGCCCAUAUGUACCUUCAGUGCUUAAGGAUGACAAAUCAGCUAUAUGGCUCUUUCGUGUAUUAGAAUCUCACUCUUUAUGCGUUAAAUUAUCUUGGUUGCUAUCUGAUGAAGCCCACCUGCAUUCUUGUUAUGAGCCAUGGGCAUUUCUAUGCCAAAAAGAUUAUACUGAUGCUACUUUAAUAUGCUUAAGGGCAGUGGAGAAGAACCAGGCCACCUACUUGUCUGAGAUAGACCCACGGUUAUUUGUAAAACAUGCCGCAACAUCACAAUUUUCUAAAAGUCACAGACGGUGCUCAUCUUUUCCUAUUAAAUAUUCUACUAGAACUAAAAGUGGUGCUAAAUGGGAUGUUGUUGAUUCACCCAGAGAAAAAAAAAUGGUUUUAGGUAAAUUAAAGCCAUGGUCCAGUUUACCAGCCCUACAAAUAGACAGCUCUAUUAAAUGUAGUAAAAAGGUGCAUUUUACUAACAAAACUACACCAAAUACUCCAUUGCAUAGCAAGAAAAUCUCUCCAAAUAUGCUAAAAGUUGAUUAUAGUAAAUAUAAGGUACCAACAAAAAAAUGUCUUAAGAAAGUCAAGGCGAAACCAGUUUUAAUUAAUAAUAGUGACAUAAUUGAGUAUGCACCACCACUAAGCAGUAGUCAUAGCAGUGGAGCAGCUCAAGACGAGUUUAUGAAUAGUAGUUGUGCAUCAAGCAGUGUGCAGGGGGAGAAAAAAAAGGGAUUUUUUUCGCAAAGUCCUUUAUUUAUGGUUGAGUACAGCUUUUUGCCUAUGCAAGGCGAAAAAGACUAUAGUAGAAGGCGUCCAAAAAGCUUUAUAGAAGAUGGCGGCAUGAGUAUCCUACCAAUGUCUACUGGUCAAGGAUACUUACCCAAACCUAUCAAAGGCCAAACUUUGACCUCUUACUUGACAUCAAGCAAAAUGGCACGCAGCAAUGCAGAAUUAGACAGAGAAAAUGCACAUUUUAGUGUUUCAGAAGCCAUUAUUUCUGCUAUGGAGAAAUUGAAGUGUCAGUAUAGAGAACAUGUGGGAUAUUUUGAUUCAAAAAUGCAUAGUGACAGCGAUGAGAGUGAGGCAAAAUUGUUAAAUGAUUUAAAGCAAAGGAUAAGGUUAAGAAAAAGACAAAAAUUGACAAACAGUAGGUAUCUUAAAGAAGACGGAGUUUUGAGUGAUGGAAAGACUGAUACAAUAACUACUGCUAGUCCAUCAUCAACUCCAUCUGAUUCUUUUACUGAUUGGAGCAGUACAGAUGAAGAAGAUAUACAGGACGUAGAAAUCGAAGAAGCUAAUAAUUUGAGAGAAAACUUAGAAGGUUUAUCAAUGUCAAUGGCAUCUCUGUACUCAGAAGCAGAUAUCUUUAAAAAUCCCAGGGGCGUGCCAGAUGGAGCCUCUGAAAUUGUCGCAGCAAAAUCACCGGACGACGUAUUGAGUCCCGAAGGAGUCGCUUUAUCACUUAUUAGCAAAUUUAAUGAGAAACAUUUGCCCAAAGCUUCGGAUUUAGAAUGGUUGGUGUCGGAAAAAGAUGCGCCGCAAGCGUUACUUCCUUUACCGCAAAGCUGGCCGGUCAAUCCAGAUGAUUGUGAACCAAAUUCAACGAUGCUUUUGCGCGGUACUAGAAAUUGGGCCCCACCCAGACCCCAAAUUGUUCUUUCUUUACUACCUGUUCCUGUUCGGAAAGAGCAGAUGGAAAAGCAAAACUACAAAUGUGCCGGUUGCGGAAUGACGGUAGCAACCCAAUAUGCCUCCAAAUUUCGCUAUUGUCAUUAUUUGGGUAAAUAUUUUUGCACCGGCUGCCAUAAAAAUCAGGUGGCCCUCAUUCCGGCGCGGAUUUUGCACAAAUGGGAUUUUAAUAGAUAUCCGGUGUCUACGUUUUCUUUCAAACUACUGGAACAAAUGUAUUCGGAUCCGCUAUUUCGAAUAUUUGAAAUUAACAAAAAUAUCGGGAAAUUUACGAAAAAUUUGGAGUUUAUACGAAAAUAUAGGCGAGGACUUUCGUACCUUAAGGAAUACAUUUUUAGUUGUCGAUUUGCUGAAACGGCCCAAGAAAGACUGGAACAGGACCUUCCCGCUUAUUUCUUAUCGAAACCUGACGAAUAUUCUAUCGACGAUUUAGUCAAUAUUAAAAAUGGCGAUUUAAAGACUAGACUUAAAUUUUUGGUGGAUAUUUGUUUAAGGCAUACAUCAGAAUGCUCACUUUGUUUGGCACGUGGGUACAUAUGCGAACAUUGUCGGGCAAAUGAAGUGAUUUUUCCAUGGCAAAUGAAACUAGUUACCAGGUGCUUAAAAUGUGGAACUUGUUACCACACAGAGUGCUGGAAAAAAUGCGAACAAAUCAAUAAAUGCUCUAAAUGUUUUAGAAAGUCGGAGAGAAACAAAAACGUGAACACUACUGUGUGAUCGGUUGGUAACUUCUUAUAUUUUAUAGUCAAUGCAUAUUAGGAUUUAAUAAAGACUUAUUAACAUAUUCAUACCAAAGUAAAAGUAUUUGUACCUAAAUGUUAAAUAGAUAAUAGUUGUUUAUUAAUUUAUACAUUUUAUAAGCAACUUUAUUUUUGUUACAAAAUUAAUUAUUUUAUUAAUAAAAUGUGUUUAUGUGUUUA